UUGAACCGCAGCCGUUGAACAGAAUGAAACAAGAGUAUAACCAUUGGGCUACGAGCCCAACGGUUUUGUGUUCCGAAUAAGAUAUUAAUUAAGACAAUAAACAUUCUAAGGAUCUCUUUAAAAUGUCCUCCCGCCCCCAGCUCUCAGUACUUUACUCUUCUGCGGAUAGAGUCUCCAAACAAAAUUCCCAAAUAUUUUCUUCCCCAAAAUAUUCUGUGUAAGGAUCUUAUUCCCGAUUAUGGACAUCGACGGUAAUGGAGGAGAGAUAAAUGCAGUCCAAGAACCUGGUCCUCCGCCGGAGAUUUAUUUGGCAGACCUAAAUUGGAAUUUUGUAGACCGUGGAGUCGAUUUUGUCAACAAUGUCUUCCAACAGUAUGCAGGCGCAGCUGCAGGUGGUCUUCAAAAAAGAGGGACUUGUGGGAAACUUAUUGGGCGAAGAGGAUGAACACCAUCCUGGCUAUCAACCAAAUCCCAUUAAUCCUGAAUUCAAUCCCUUUCCCCCCCUUCCCCAUGAUCCAAAGCCCCAAAUCAACAAUGAUCAUUACCAACCACCCAAUCCUAACAAUGCCGGUGCUCCGUCAGCCUCAAACCUCAAAUUUUUGAGGGAUUUUUAUGACCUCUCCCUCAAUCCAAGGGCUACUUCUAUGAUCUGGAAUGCGGAUGGGACGCAGCUCACCAUCUUUUUCUUGACCACUAUGGUCCAGAAUUACCCUGAUAUUUUCGGGAAGACUCCACAGCUUUUCAAGAUGAAAUUAAUGAGAAGGGAGUUCAGGUACUCCCAUCAUCAAGGGCGAGACAAGAUAAUCCUGGCUCACCAAUUCUUCCGCAGAGGGUUCCCUAAUCUUCUCAGUUCUAUUCAAGUGUCAAACAAUAAGAGAUCUGCACCUGCACGAUAUGGUGGUUUGGUUGGGGGUUUAGAGUAUGGGGAGCUGAAUCCACCGGCAGCAAUCAUCAACAAUCUGGUUGGGCAGUUUAAUGGUUGGGAGCAAGGACUCGCUGCUUGUCGGCACGGUCUUGAGCAGCUUAGGGAAUACCAUAAUCUGUAGGACGGAGGAAAUUGUUGAUAUUGUGACGGAUCCGGACUAUUUGAUGCAGUUUAGCCUGUGGAUGAUCCUCUUUUUGCUCUUCAUAACCUCAAGCUGAAGUCUAACAGUUGCUCGACUAUCUGAGUUAAAUCAAAUCAUCUCUACUUAUUCCACCAUGAGGCAUGAUAUAACUCGAGAAACCUUAGAAUGUAAUUUCGUAUACAUUACCCAGUCCGAAAGUGAAUAUAGCGUUCAUAAUUCCUUUUUGCGAACUCUUUAUGUAUAAAAAUAUACAGUUAAGAAGUCUAGCGGAAGUACCGUUAAAGUUUUAGUAUGUGUAUAAAAAUAAUGGUCCAUUCCAAAAUCACCUGGGCAUUCUAACCUG
Molecule: messenger RNA, 1410 nt
Organism: Papaver somniferum (opium poppy)
Lineage: Eukaryota; Viridiplantae; Streptophyta; Magnoliopsida; Ranunculales; Papaveraceae
Exons: 4
Coding region: 360-1046 (228 amino acids)
Source: RefSeq, a predicted model, not a curated record